Molecule: messenger RNA, 882 nt
Organism: Acaulospora morrowiae
Lineage: Eukaryota; Fungi; Glomeromycota; Glomeromycetes; Diversisporales; Acaulosporaceae
Source: the annotation of a GenBank genome assembly
ACUUUAGGAAGGAGGAAACUCAUGGAAUCACAAAAUUUUGAGUACGGUCAAAUGUCUCCUGCAACGAUUACUCCGGCAGACACGACAAGCAAUCCUCCCAUAAACGGUUUAAGCAUGACAAGUGCAACGCAACAAAGUAAUAGCACCGUCGCAUUAGACCCUCUGUCGAACUCCCAGACUCAGAUAUUAUUGAUGGAGAACUCACCUAAUCCGGUGGUGGUGCUGAACACCACCGCAUCACUUUCACAGUCUUCGCCGAUUUCAACCAGGACGAACGACGUGACACCCACUCAGGAGAUAGCAAUGUUAGUUAACCAAGAACAAUUACCAAUGUUAGUCAUAAAUCCCGUUUCUACGAACCCUGCAGAACCCUCAAAUUCCCCUCCAGUAUCAAUAGGGAGCGUGUCACCUGGCGUUUCCAUGAUAUCUUCGAAUAUGAUUCUAGCAUCUCAACAGCAAGAACAAGAACAGCCACAAUUAGCAAACAUUCCUACUUCAGAUGCUCCUCAGGUGAUGUUAUCAACUCCGCAAGAACCACAGACUGCCGUUGACACCACUACAAUGUAUAAUCAACUGAUGGACCAUCGCAUGGAAAACGUCGAGAGGCAAAAUGAAAUGGUCACUCCCUCCCCUAUAAUAGAUAUAAAUGGUCAUCAACAUACGAUAGAUCAAGUCACUCCUCUGAAUGUUCCUGUUUCGGUUCCUGUUCCCGUGCACACUCAAACCUUGAUGCAGAUCGCCGCUCAACCUACACCGCAGGAUGUAGAAGCGGCAAAAGCUGCUGCUGCUGUGGCGGCUGCCGAGGCCGAGGUUGCUCAAGUGGAUGCUCAGGUUCAAGCGCAAGUUCAGGCACAAGUUCAAGCGCAAGUUCAAGCUGCUCAG